Molecule: messenger RNA, 3407 nt
Organism: Melanotaenia boesemani (Boeseman's rainbowfish)
Lineage: Eukaryota; Metazoa; Chordata; Actinopteri; Atheriniformes; Melanotaeniidae
Product: tripartite motif-containing protein 16-like
Exons: 1
Coding region: 26-2050 (674 amino acids)
Molecular function (GO): zinc ion binding
Source: RefSeq, a predicted model, not a curated record
GUACCUGCUCUUGACAGAGAACAAGAUGGCACAAGGGAUUCAACUUGAACGGGAGGCGUUCUGCUGCUCCAUUUGUCUGGACCUGCUUAAUGAUCCUGUGACUCUGGCUUGUGGGCACAGCUACUGCAAGGACUGCAUUAACAAUCACUUAGAUAGUAAGGACGAUUCGGGAAUCUACAGCUGCCCUCAGUGCAGGCAGAUCUUCCUGCUGAGGCCUGUUCUGGUUAAAAAUAGCAUGCUAACAGUUGUUGUAGAGGAGCUGAAGAAGACUGGACCCCACACCGAUGCUCCCAUUGAGGACUGCCAUGCUGGACCUGAAGAUGUGGCCUGUGACAUUUGCUCAGAGAAAAAACUGAAAGCCAUAAAAUCCUGCCUGCAUUGUUUGGCUUCGUAUUGUGAGAAACACCUCCAACCUCACAGCGACGUGCCUGCCUUGAGGAAACACAAGUUGGUGAAGGCGGCUGUGGAGCUGCAGGAGAGCGUCUGCUCUCGGCAUCAAGAGGCAAUGAGGCUGUUCUGUCUUACCGAUCAGUGCUGCAUCUGUUAUCUCUGCUCGAAGGAGGAACACAAAGACCACAACACCGUCUCAGCUGCAGCAGAAAGGACUGAGAGGCAGAGAGAGCUGGAGGCAGCUCGACAACAAAUUCAGUUGAGGAUCCAAGAGAAAGAGGAAGACGUGAGGGCUUUCCAGCAGGAAGAAGACACCUUUAAUAACUCUGCUGAUGAGGCACUCGGUAACACAGAGAAGAUCUUUACAGAACUUAUUAUUGCCUUUGAGAAAAAGCUAUCGGAGAUAAGGGAAAAGAUUCAGUCUCAGCAGAAGACUGAAGCAGGUUGGUUAAAAAAAAUCAGAGACAAAGUGGAGCAGGAGAUCACUGAGUUGAGGAGGAAAGAUGAUGAGCUGGAGAAGCUGUUGCAUACAGAGGACCACACUCAUUUUCUGUUGAAUUACCCCUCCUUGUUCAAUAUCACUGAAUCCAAAGACCAACCCAGUGUGAAGCUCCACCGUCUGCGGUACUUUGAGAAGUUUGCGGUGGCUUUGUCAGAGGCCAGAGAAAAACUACAGGAGGUUCUUCGAGAUGAAUGCACAAAGAUCUUAAUGACGGUAACUGAAGCAAAUCAUUCAGCAACGAUUCAUGAAAAGCCAGAGACUAGAGCUGACAUCCCACAGACCAGAACAGACUACUUCCAGACCACGGCCAACUUUGUAAAGACCAGAAUCUUAAAAAACAGAUGGAAUUUCUUACAGGACAGCAAUAACACUUUGGAGACUGUAGCCAACCUCAUCCAGAGACAGGAUGACCCUCCCCAGACAGAAACUCAUCGCAAUCAGACCAGAACUAACCCCUUACAGACCCCAUCUGACCUUAUGCAAUCCACAACUGGUGUUGCAAAGACUAAACAGGACUUUGUACAAAGUGGAGAUGACCCCGUACAGACCAGACCUGAUGUCUUGCUAGCUAGAGCUCACACCUUGAAAAGCAGAGCUGACAUUUUAAAGACAAGAGCUAACUUCUUACAGCACGCAUGCCUCAUCACACUCGACCCGGACACUGCAAACCCACAUCUGUUAUUAUCUAAGGAGAACAGAAAAGUUGUCUUCACGGGAGAAGAACAGAAAUAUCCUGUCCAUCCAGGACGGUUUGCAUAUUCCUGGCAGGUCCUGAGCCGAGAGAGUCUGACCGGCCGUUGCUACCUGGAGGUGGAGAGAAGUGGGAAGGGAGUUCUGGUGGCUGUCACGUACAAGGACAUCAGCAGAACCGGGACCUUCACCGAAUGCACUUUUGGACUGAACAACAAGUCCUGGGCUUUAGAUUGUUUCAAAAACAGCUACGAAUUCAGACAUAACAACAUCAAAACGUCCAUCCCAGGCAUGUGGUCCUCCAAACUAGGGGUGUACCUGGAUCACAGAGCAGGUAUUCUGUCCUUCUACAGUGUCUCUGAAACCAGGACUCUCCUCCACAGAGUCCAGACCACAUUCACUCAGCCGCUCUAUGCUGGACUCUGGUUGUCAGAUGGAGCUGCAGCUGAAGUGAGCAAACUCACCUAAGUAUAUUUAACUUUACAACCAUCAACACAGCGGACAGUAUUAUGAUACUUAAAGGUGGAAUAUGUGUGUAAAACUUGUUUGUACAACUGACACCACUUCUACUCGAUUUUCAUUUCUGAGUGACAUCUUUGCUUCAAACCUCUCUUAGUGCUUUUAGGGUUUCUGUGAUAACAGCUUUUUUUUUCUUUUAUUGAAUAAGUUUUUUCCACAUUUGUUAAAGGGAAGUAGAUAAAUAGUGGAGGUUCUUGAAAUUUUUUGGGAGGGGUUUUUAUCAUUUAUUACCAUGUGAUAUAUUAAGAAUAUUAUAAUACAGCUUUCUGCUUCUGGGUAUCUAUUAGGGGACAAAAGACAAGUAUCAGAUUGUGUUCAGCAGGAUUUUGAGCAAAAUUUAUACCAAAAAUUGAAGCAAAAUGUCUCAGAAACUGUAUGUGACAAAUAUGUCACGUUGGGCUGUUAUGGGUUAAAAAAAUAAAACUAAAAUUAUUUAGAUAUAUUUGCUAAACUUUCUAUGUUGGUGUGACUUGCUGUGCUAUGAUUUUUCUGCUUAAUGAAAGUUGUUGUGCAGGAAUUUACUAGGAAUUAUUGAUGUUAUAAUUAAUAAACUGCUACAUUUUUUAAAUGUAUUUUACCUAAUAUUUAAGUAACAUAAAAUGUGUACAAUAUUUAUUUGUCAUCUAUUCUACAAUAUAUUUCUAUAAUACACAAUUAUUCUAUAAAAACACAGCUGCAUAAUUUUUCUGUUUAUCACUCAAGCAAACUACGUAAUUACUGUAUAUAUACAUAUAUAUAUACACCAUCCACACCCAUGCAAAUACUAGAAAACAGCUUUUAAAUCUGUUUACUACAGUGGACACUAAACAGGAAAGGGUUAAAAAAAAUUGCCUUACAGAUGUUUCUCACACCUUCCUGCCACCAUGUCUUUGUUUCUGCUGCUGAAACUGGUCAGAAUUUUUUUAAACAAAACUUCCAUUACACAGUCAUCUGUCCAGACACAUCUGAAAUAUUCAUACCAAGACUUUUCUUUUCUGCUGUGUCAUCAUGUCCAGCUGCUGCAGCUUCCUUAACUGUGUCUUGCUGAUUCUCAGCAGACCAGCAGGUAGUCGUCUCCUGGAAGUGAAAGAGCCAUUUCAGCUGUGUGAUCUUUGCAUUUUACAAUUAUUCAAAAAUAGAAAAAAAAACUCUUCUGAUUUUAUUUGUUAGUCUUGUGUAAAUGUAAAUAAACUUUCUUAUGGCCCUCAUACAGUAUUAUCCUGAGAACAAAGACUUGGGAGCUUGGAAAACGGAUUGUCCAGCUUCAUUCAUGUUGUAAUUAUAAUGUAGAACAACUUUGACUGUUUCUUUAAAUGUGCUGUCUAAA